AUGUCCAACAACAUGGCCGCCAAAGACAAGGGCAAGCAAAAAGCCGAGCCAACCUAUGAUGUUUAUGACCAAUUCAAUGUGCGCAACUGGACUUUCUAUGAAACUGACCCUGACAAGUAUUUCGAAAAUAUCACUCUUGUCAAACGCCCGGGGUUUAAUACCACCGGCAAGGAGAUUACCGUUUCGGUCAAUUCGUACCCAAUCAUUCAAUUCCCGAAUAAAACGGUAUAUCAAUAUGAUGUUUUGAUUGGAAACGGCGCCGAAAAACGUGCUGUUGUAGACAAGGUGUGGAAUGCCAAAACCAGAAAAGAUAAACUUGGUAAAUUCUGGAUUUUUGACGGCAAUAAGUUGGCAUGGUCCACAAACAAGUUGAAUCAAGAUGUGAAUGUGCUCAUCGACCUGGACGCCGAAGCGGGAAGAUCUGGUUCAAAUGGGAAAAAUGUUUUCCGCCUUGUUGUCCGACCCACCAAGAAGAUCAAUUUGGCAGUUCUUGAUGAAUAUGUGCGCGGCACUAUGCCGUUGAAAGAGGAUGCUCAAGAAGCUUUCAAUUUCCUCGAUCACCUUCUGCGAGAAACCCCAAGUAGAACCUUUAUUCCAAUCAAAAGGUCUUUCUUCUCAGAGGAUAACCCAAAGCAUGAUCUCGGGUGUGGUGUUUUUGCAUACAAGGGAAUUUACCAAGCCAUUCGUGCGGUUCAUCCCGGCAGAUUGGCGGUAAAUGUCGACGUUUCCAAUUCAUGUUUCUGGUCCUUGUAUUCUUUGAUCGGUCUGGCAAUUGGACUUAUGGACCUGCGCGACGUCCAACAGUUGAUGCAUUAUUCGAAGCCAGUUGAAGAUCCAUAUGGAGGUCAUCAGCCUUCAAAAGAAUUCCAGUUACUCAAUAGAUUGCACAAACUCAGAGUCCAGGCCAAUUAUCGUGGAUGCCCGUGCGUUGGGAAGGAAUGGACCAUCAAGGAAUUUCUCCUUGUAAAUGCGAAGCAGUAUACAUUCGACGUCAAAGAUCGUGCCACUGGUAAGUCUCGUACAAUGAAUAUUUACGAUUACUUCAAGGAGAAAUACAGUAUUAUUCUCGACUACUGGCAACUUCCUGUGGUCCGAAUGACCAAAGGUAGCGUUGUUUAUCCCAUGGAACUCCUUGCAGUCUACCGGGCGCAAAAAUAUCCAUUCAAGCUCAAUGAAUUUCAGACCUCUGAAAUGAUAAAAUUCGCGGCAUCCAAACCAAACGAAAGGCGCCAGGCCAUUGAGCGCUGCAAGAUAAAUCUGCGGCAUUCCGAGGAUCCUAUUCUCAAAGAAUACGGCCUUAAAGUUGCUGAUUCCAUGAUGAGAACCAAAGCUCGUCUUCUUCCAAACCCUGAGAUUCUCUUUGGAGGGAAUCAGAAAUGCAACCCUGGGACAAAUGGUCGUUGGGAUCUGCGGGGGAAGAAAUUUUAUUUGCCAAACGCCAGACCCUUAAAAUCAUGGGGCGUUGGGUACUUCAAAGGACGUCAUCCUAUCAAUGGACCUCAAGUCGAGGCGUUCUGUGAUAACCUCGUUCGGACGUAUCAAGGUCAUGGCGGUAUUGUCGAAACCAAGCGACCAUUCAUCAUGGAACUCCCACAGGACCCUGCCAAGGCCGUCUAUGACUUGUAUAACGCGGUUGGAAAUAAUUACAAUCAGCGCCCUCAACUUCUGAUAUUAAUUGUCCAAGAUCGCCAUAGCUUCCAUUAUUUGCGAAUCAAAAAGUCGUGCGACUGCCGCUUUGGAGUCCCUUCUCAGGUUUUACAGGGACGACAAGUUGUCAAAGGCAGCGGUCAAUACAUUUCGAACGUUUUAAUGAAAAUAAACGCGAAACUCGGCGGGACCACUGCCCGAUCUCAUUCGCGCUACAAUACAUCUCUGCCACCAUUCACAAUGAUAAUUGGUGCAGAUGUUUCCCACUCGUCCCCAGGAAGUUAUGCGCCAAGCAUGGCGUCCUUUACAGUGUGCAUGGACACUUUCGGUGGUCGCUACACUGCUGGAUGCGAAACUAACGGUGAGCGCCGUGAAAUUAUUAGCCCCCUAAACAUUAAAGAAAUUUUGAGCCCUCUCAUCCGUGAGUGGGUGAUGAACAUUGGAAAUGGUCGAAAUCCCGAGAACCUUUAUUACUUCCGUGACGGUGUAUCUGAGGGACAGCAGCAGCACAUCCUCCAGCGCGAGAUUCGACAUAUCAAGGAUAUUUUCAAGGAAAUCGCCAUGGGUAAAGAAUGGGAGGGCAAGCUCACCGUUGUUAUUUGCUCGAAGAGGCACCAUAUCCGAGCUUUCCCGGACCCCCACGACCGUAACGCCGCGGAUAAGAAUGCGAAUUCACUCCCGGGCACUCUUGUUGAACGAGAUGUUACAAACCCCCACGGCUACGAUUUCUUCUUGUGGUCUCAUAUCGCUCUUCAAGGAACCUCCCGACCCGUACAUUAUCAAGUCCUUAUUGACGAGAUUGGAAGCUCGCCAAAUAAGCUCCAAAAUAUGGUUUAUGAGCAUUGUUAUCAGUAUAUGCGGUCGACGACUUCUGUGUCUUUGUUUCCUGCAGUUUACUACGCUCAUAUUGCCUCAAACCGUGCAAGAUCACACGAGAAUGUCCCGGCAAGCUCGGGUCCACGGUCAGGCCCUGGUAUCAAGUUGAAUAACCCACCGCCCCCAGGACCAAAACCAAGCGAGGCGCCUAGAUUGCUUGCAAUGCCCUCAGUGGACAGACUUGCUUUUAAUAUGUGGUACAUUUGA
Messenger RNA from Coccidioides immitis RS, 2730 nucleotides. Its product is annotated as eukaryotic translation initiation factor eIF-2C4. The transcript has 6 exons. The record is from RefSeq and is a predicted model, not a curated record. Lineage: Eukaryota; Fungi; Ascomycota; Eurotiomycetes; Onygenales; Onygenaceae. Bases 1 to 2730 code for a protein of 909 amino acids. Gene Ontology annotation, molecular function: protein binding; RNA binding.